AUGCGCCCGAGUCGUUCGAAAGUGUGCAAGCGGAUUCCCACCAAAGAAACACGGCACAGCACCAGGCUUGCACAAGCAUGCAAACCCCGUCUUCCCUCUCCUCCUAGUGAAGGACCACCAGCCGGUCAUAAGCGAAAACUUCAGGGAAGAGACGACGAAGAUCUUGAGUCAGGCUUGGAAAAGACACACAAACUCAGACGUGUCCGAGAGACACCCACUCCGUCAGGAAGCUCGACCGCGAAUACCCUAUCAUACGGUCCAUCGGUCCACUGGGAGGAUUACUUUCCGCAGUGGCCGUCGACCACACUUAUGGACGAAUCAAUGACCAAAAAGAGAAACCGAACCCCAUCCCGCACUCCGUCCAGUAGUUACAGUAAAAGCGUUCGAGAUGGCGAGGCUCCAGCGGCCUGGACACGGCAGCACGAGGAGAAAAUGCAAGAGGCUGGACUUUUCAUGACAGAUUACCAACAGCGCGCCUCGAUCACCGAUGAUAGCAAGAAGUUGUGCGACGAACUCUACGGGAAAGAUUACAGCGAUCCUAGUGGACCGACCUUCGAGCCGCAGAGGCUUGCGAAGAUUCUUGAUCGUAUACGCUUUCGAAAUGAGGCUCGUGUGGUCCGAGACAUCAUGCCUGUCCUUGUUCCAUCCGCUGAGUUGCUCCAUAUCGACGGCGUCGCCUCACUGAACGACAUAUGCGAGGCGUUGAAUGCCGAGUGGACUCAGUGCGACACCCUGUGCGGCCCGCGACCAAAGCCGGAUUUCGUUGCAGGAGUGGCAGGCUCCGCCUUCACCAAUGAAGAAAGGGAGAAACUCCAACUAAGCCACACAAGCGCGAGUCCCAACUCAUUCCCCGAGAACAUGUACUAUCCGUUCUUAAUCUGCGAAGUCAAAGGCAGUGACAGACCUGUGGACGCUGCAGAACGGCAGGCUAUGCACAGUGCUAGUAUUGCUGUACGUGCUCUGAUCCAGCUGUACCGGAAAAUUUCUGCUGCAGAUGAACUGGAUGGCAAAGUCCUGGUUUUCUCCAUUGCGCACGACGCUUCCAUGAUCAAAGUCUUUGGUCACUUUGCGAAAAUUGAGGGUGACAAGCUUACUUUCUUUCGCCAUCAAUUAUAUCUCAGUGAUAUCGCCACCGACCUGCGAUCAAAAACAUCAUCACGCGCAUACAAGAUCACCCGUGCCAUCUACGAGGUCUUCUUUCCUCAACACCUGGCUCGGAUCAAAAGCGUUCUAUCCAAGCUUAGGAGUUCCACGGUGGCGUCCUUCACAUCUCAACUGGAUCUGGUCGAUGGCUCCCAGGAAUCCACUAUCAGCAAUUCAUCGCAGGAAGAUGCAAGGUUCAAGAAGCCCUCGCUUUCGUCCACCGCAAUGCUGCAGCAAGAGAACGAAAGGCUUCGCGAGCAGCUUCUGGAGGCAGUUGAAGCUAUAUCACAACGGCAAGAACAAGACAAACAACGAGCGAUGAUGGAGCGACAGCUAGUACAGCAGAAGACAGAGCAGGACAUUCAACGCACGAUGAUGGAGCGACAACUAGCCCAGCAGAAGACAGAGCAGGACAACCAGCGUACAAUGAUGGAGCAACAAAUGACUCAACAGAAGGAGCAUAUGGAACAGCAGUUGGCUCAACAGAAGGAGCAUGUGGAACAGCAACGUGAGCUCAUUGCUUUACUGAAGGAGUCGAAGAGCAAGUGA
Messenger RNA from Recurvomyces mirabilis, 1692 nucleotides. RefSeq lists its product as uncharacterized. The record is from RefSeq and is a predicted model, not a curated record. The transcript is spliced from 2 exons. Lineage: Eukaryota; Fungi; Ascomycota; Dothideomycetes; Mycosphaerellales; Teratosphaeriaceae. Bases 1 to 1692 code for a protein of 563 amino acids.